Camponotus floridanus (Florida carpenter ant) is the source of this 2496-nucleotide messenger RNA. RefSeq lists its product as uncharacterized. Bases 1 to 2496 code for a protein of 831 amino acids. The transcript is spliced from 3 exons. The record is from RefSeq and is a predicted model, not a curated record. Lineage: Eukaryota; Metazoa; Arthropoda; Insecta; Hymenoptera; Formicidae.
AUGGUUCGAUCUCUCAACGGUCGCACCUUAAUUGAUCAAGGUUCCGAGGUUACAUUUAUCUCCGAAAAAUUAGCACGUAUAUUGCGUUUGCCUCGAAAGCGAACUUCCGCUCAAAUCUCCGCAGUAGGAGGUAUCGAUGCUGAUACAUGUCGAUACUCCGCUCUCAUUGAAUUAGUACCCCGCGGAAAACAUAAGCCAGUUUUCACAACGGCUGCUUUCAUUCUCAAGGCGCUAACUAAAUACGCGCCGCGAUUAUCAGCAUCAGUCGCUGAUUGGAAACACUUAAACUCUCUUACGUUAGCGGAUGACGAUCCCACAGGAUCGAGUCCCAUCGAUAUAAUAAUUGGCGCUGACAUUUACGGUCACGUCAUUCAAAACGGAAUCCGGAAAGGACCAAUCGGGCAACCUAUCACUCAACGAUCUCAUUUCGGCUGGAUUCUUUCCGAACCUGCUCAAACUCAAAACGCUCGCACAAUUAACGAGAUCGAAAAAAUCCCACGACAUAAGAUUCUGUCCCCUGCCGAGGAACAUUGCGAAACUCAUUUUAUCACUACUCACUCACGAGCCUCCGACGGGCGCUACGUCGUUCGCCUCCCAUUUAAAACGACGCCGCUUAUCGAUAUCGGAGAGUCUCGAUCUAUCGCCUUCCAACGAUUAACAUCGUUAAAACGUCGUCUCGAUACGAAUUCCGACAUCAAAUCGGAAUAUUCUGCCUUUCUCGCCGAGUAUGAACUCAAUCAUAUGCAAAGAGUUCAACCCCCGGCCGCGCCUAAUUCUCAAAUUGUUUAUCUUCUGCAUCAUCCAGUAAUCCGCGAAACUAGCGCAACUACAAGACUAAGAGUUGUCUUUAACGCAUCCAGUCUAACCACCAACGGAACGUCAUUGAAUUCUCAUUUAGAAAUUGAUCCUAAAUUACAGAUGGAAAUAACUUCUAUUUUGUUAAGAUGGCGACAACAUAAAUACGUUUACACGGCUGAUAUAGCAAAAAUGUAUCGACAAAUUUUAAUAGAUCCCCGCGAUCGCGAUUAUCAACGCAUUGUCUGGUACAAUGGUGAUAACUCAGCCAUUCAAGAUUAUCAGUUGUUGACUAUCACUUAUGAUACCGCUUCAGCUCCGUUUCUCGCUCUUCGAGUACUGAAGCAGUUGGUUAAAGAUGAAGGAGUCGCAUUUCCCCUCGCGAUUCCGAUUUUACAAGAUAACAUCUACAUGGAUGACGUUCUGUUCGGAGCCGACGACAUUCUGUUGCUACACCAAUCGCGCGAACAACUUUGCGCUCUUUUAUCUUGCGGCGGAUUUCACCUACAUAAAUGGGUGAGUAACAGCUCUACUCUUCUAUCAGACAUUCCAGAAGAAUGUCAUGGACUCGCAGGAAAUACUGCCAACUCUCGAGGAGAAUUUCAGCGUUCUAGGAUUAUCAUGGAACCCGCAUUUCAAUUCCGAGCGUCUCUUCCACAAUCACUUCCUAACACAAAGCGAAAGAUCUUGUCAACAAUCGCAAAAUUAUUUGAUUUAUUGGGAUGGCUCAUCCCCGUGACCAUCAACGCUAAAAUAUUUAUGCAACAAUUGUGGCGACUAAAAAUAAACUGGGAUGAUGCCAUUCCCUCGCAAACGAUUCAGCGCUGGGAAUCAAUCUAUCAAAAUUUAUCAGCAUUAAAUGAUCUCCAAAUUCCUCGAUGGACAGAUCAAGAUCAUGACACUGCUCGAUGUGAUUUUCACGGAUUCGCGGACGCGUCUAACGCUGCUUACGCCGCUGCCAUUUAUAUGCGAACGACCUCGUUAUCAGGAGAAAUUACAAUGACAUUAUUAGCGGGCAAAUCGAAAGUUGCUUCGCUCAAAACAAUGAGCAUCCCUCGACUCGAGUUAUCGGCAGCUUGCCUACUUGCUCGGCUAAUCGAGUUUACUCAAUCAUCUCUACACAUGUCUAACAUUACAUGUCAUUGUUGGACUGAUUCCACCAUGGUUUUAGCAUGGCUAAGUUCGCAUCCAUCAAGAUGGAAAACUUUCGUAUCUCAUCGAGUAGCCGACAUUCAAUCGCAAUUACCUAAUGUCAAAUGGCGUUACAUCCCAUCCGCAGACAACCCGGCUGAUUGCGCUUCUCGAGGUGCCGAAAAAAGGAUCAAGUUCCAAGCAAUUCAGAAAUACAAGGUCAAGCUUUGUCUGCCAUUGAAUGCCGCGCGUCAAUUUUGGAUCCUAACAAUUCAAUCGAAAGUAUUCUCUGAGAAAUUUAAGGCACUCGAUAACAAUCAGUCCCUCCCAUUAAGAACACCGUUUACUCCGCUGCGACCUUUUCUGGACGAGGAAAAAAUAAUUCGAAUCGGCGGACGCUUGAAACAUUCCACACUCUUGUUCACUACUAAACAUCCAAUACUCCUAGCUCCCCAUCCAUUAGUCAAGCUCAUAAUACGACACGCUCACGUUCGAUCCUUACACGCUAGCGUUCAACUUACAUUAGCCACAACACGCCAAGACUAUUGGAUUCUCAAAGCUCGAACGUAA